Molecule: messenger RNA, 2494 nt
Organism: Coturnix japonica (Japanese quail)
Lineage: Eukaryota; Metazoa; Chordata; Aves; Galliformes; Phasianidae
Gene: DHX33
Product: DEAH-box helicase 33
Biological process (GO): positive regulation of transcription by RNA polymerase I
Cellular component (GO): intracellular anatomical structure; nucleolus
Molecular function (GO): double-stranded RNA binding; helicase activity; ATP binding
Source: RefSeq, a predicted model, not a curated record
CCCUCAUCGCGCUGUAUGUAGGCGGGCACCACAAGAUGGCGGCCGGGCGGCCCCUGUGUGGCGGCUGACGGUGCGUUGCCGCCAUGCUGCCCGGCUCCCCCGCCGCUCCCCGCCGGCUCCCGCAGCCCCCAGCCGCCUCUCAGCGCCGCGAUCUGCCCAUCUUCCAGGCUCGGGGGCCGCUGCUCAGCCAGCUGCGGGGCCUGGAGUGCGCCGUGCUCAUCGGAGAAACAGGCUCAGGAAAGACCACUCAGAUCCCUCAGUACCUCUACGAAGCAGGAAUCGGCCGCCAGGGCAUCAUUGCUGUGACACAGCCUCGCAGAGUAGCAGCCAUAUCCUUAGCGACCAGAGUGUCAGAUGAAAAGAGGACGGAGCUGGGGAAACUGGUUGGCUACACCGUGCGCUUCGAUGACCUGACGUCUGAUGAAACUAGGAUCAAGUUUUUGACGGAUGGCAUGUUGCUUCGUGAAGCCAUUGGGGAUCCCAUCCUGCGGAAAUACAGCGUUGUCAUCCUGGAUGAAGCCCAUGAGAGGACGAUCCAUACUGAUGUGCUCUUUGGAGUGGUGAAAGCUGCCCAAAAGAAAAGGAAAGAGUUGGGCAAACUGCCCCUAAAGGUGAUUGUCAUGUCAGCUACGAUGGACGUCGAUCAGUUCUCCCAGUACUUCAAUGGAGCUCCUGUUCUCUAUUUAGAAGGCAGGCAACAUCCCAUUCAGGUCUUCUACACCAAACAGCCUCAGAGCGAUUACCUCCAAGCAGCACUGGUGUCAGUCUUCCAGAUCCACCAGGAAGCUCCCUCUUCUCAGGACAUCCUCGUGUUUCUAACGGGUCAGGAAGAGAUUGAAGCAAUGACCAAAACCUGUCGAGACAUUGCCAAGCAUCUCCCUGAUGGCUGCCCGCAGAUGACGGUGAUGCCUCUUUAUGCUUCUCUGCCCUACUCUCAACAACUCCGAGUCUUUCAGGCUGCCCCCAAGGGCUGCCGCAAAGUGAUCCUCUCCACCAACAUCGCAGAAACCUCCAUCACCAUUUCGGGUAUAAAGUAUGUUGUGGACACAGGCAUGGUCAAAGCAAAGAAGUACAAUCCUGAAAUUGGUCUGGAAGUGUUGGCAGUCCAGCGAGUGUCAAAGGCCCAGGCCUGGCAACGGACGGGGAGAGCAGGGCGAGAGGACAGCGGGGUCUGCUACCGGCUGUACACGGAGGAUGAGUUUGAGAAGUUUGACAAAAUGACGAUACCUGAGAUACAGAGGUGUAACUUGGCCAGUGUGCUGCUUCAGCUCUUGGCCCUGAGGAUUCCCAACAUACUCACCUUUGACUUCAUGUCCAAACCAUCUCCUGAUGCUAUUCAAGCAGCCAUUGAGCAGCUGGACCUGCUGGGGGCUGUGGAGCAAAAGGAAGAUCAGCUUGUCCUGACUCCCCUGGGAAGGAAGAUGGCGGCCUUCCCACUGGAACCAAAGUUCUCUAAAACCAUCCUCCUGUCCCCAAAGUUCCAUUGCACAGAAGAGAUUCUGACCAUUGUAUCGCUGCUCUCAGUGGACAGUGUCCUUUACAACCCCCCAGCCCGGCGGGAUGAAGUGCAAUCUGUCAGGAAGAAAUUUAUCUCCAGUGAGGGGGAUCACCUCACCCUGCUCAAUGUGUACAGAGCCUUCAAAAACGUCAGUGGCAACAAGGAAUGGUGCAAGGAGAACUUUGUCAACGGCAGGAACAUGAUGCUCGUGUCAGACGUGAGAGCUCAGCUCAGGGACAUUUGUGUAAAGUUAUCGCUGCCCAUGGAGUCGUCCCGCUCCGACACCUCCAACAUCCGCCGCUGUUUGGCUCACAGCCUCUUCAUGAACGCGGCCGAGCUGCAGCCGGACGGCACCUACAGCACCGUCAGCUCCCACCAGCCCGUGGCCAUCCACCCCUCGUCCGUGCUGUUCCACUGCAAACCCUGCUGCGUGGUUUACAACGGGCUGCUGCACACCAACAAGUGCUACAUGCGGGACCUGUGCGUGGUGGACGCGGACUGGUUGUAUGAUGCAGCACCUGACUAUUUCCGCAGGAAACUCAGAGCAGCCAAGAACUGAGUGGGGCUGCAGGGCUCAAUACAGGGCUCAGUGCAGGGCUCAGUGCAGGGCUCAAUGCAGGGCUCGGUGCAGGGCUCAAUGCAGGGCUCAGUGCAGGGCUCAGUGCAGGGCUGGGCUGUGAUCUGUGCAGGGACAGCGGGGUUUUGCAUCGCAAACAGGUGUAAAACUGGGAGGAAAAUGGCUUCUCUGUGAGAGGCAGCACUCAUGGCAACCUGUGGCUUUGAACCAUCGUGGUGUUAAGAGCUGCUGUGUAAAACGGGACCUGCUUUGUGCUGGUGUUUAACAUUGAGCUGUAAUGGAUGGGGCUGGAAGGAAACGAGCCCAGCAGCUCCUGCAGCAAACUCUCUAUUUGUUGAUGGUUCAGUUUGUGUUCCGGGCAGGUUUUACCGAUGGAAAAUAAAGACAAAUAAAUAAAUUUCUACAUACAAGGAGCAAAA